Andrographis paniculata is the source of this 2182-nucleotide messenger RNA. RefSeq lists its product as uncharacterized. The record is from RefSeq and is a predicted model, not a curated record. NCBI's taxonomy places the organism in Eukaryota, Viridiplantae, Streptophyta, Magnoliopsida, Lamiales, Acanthaceae. The transcript has 12 exons. The coding region runs from base 205 to 2016 and encodes 603 amino acids. Gene Ontology annotation, molecular function: protein binding.
UUCACUUCACAAUUUUUUGCAGCUUCGAAGCCGCCGCUCAUACUAUCGCCGCCGUUGUCCGUCGGCCAAGUUUUUUGCUUGCUUUUGUAACUUCGGAACAGAGCUUUCCAAAAUAGAAGAAAGAAUCCAGACUUGGAAUUAUAAACCAAACAGCUUUAAUUCCUGGGAUCUUUAUUGUGAUUUUUGAGCUUUCAGGAGAAGGGAAUGGGGACGUUGCAUAUCAGGGAUAUUUUAACUUCCUUUAGUCCGAGUCUGGACUUGUUUUCGAUCAGUCUUGGUGAUGGUCGUAUAAAGAUAUGGGACACGGUGAAGGGUCAGCUUCAGAAUGAGUUUGCAGAUGUUUCUUCAACAGACACAGAUAGUAUAUUUGGGAGAGAGGAAGGAGGACAUCUUUCAAUUGAUUAUACAUGUAUGAAGUGGUUGUCCUUGGGGAAAAAGAGAAAAAGGAAGUUUGGGAGUUCCUCCCUCUUGGUGCUGGGAACUGGCAGCGGAGAUGUUCUGGCAUUGGAUGUGUCUGCGGGUCAGUUGAAAUGGAGGGUUAACAACUGCCAUCCCGGGGGUGCGACUGCAGUUUCAUUUCCUCAGCAUGGUUCACACAUUUACACUGCUGGUGCUGAUGGAAUGGUGUGUCAGAUGGACACAAUUUCAGGGAACUUGUUAAACAAGCUUGAGGCUACUUCAAGAGCAAUAUCAUCGCUUGCUGUUUCCCCAGAUGGGAACAGGAUUGCAACUGCAGCGGGCCAAUUGAAGAUUUUCAAUUGGUCAAAUCAGAAAAAGCUUCAGAAGUUUUCCGGCCAUCCUGGGGCUGUGAGAUGUAUGGUUUUCUCUGAAGACGGUAGAUAUGUACUUUCUUCUGCUUCCGGUGAACGGUAUAUUGCAGUUUGGAAAAUUGAUGGCAGCAAGAAUAAAACAGCCUCCUUGUCUCUUGCAAUGGAGCACCCUGCUGUCUUCUUGGAUAGCAGGUCCAUCAACAGCGACGGUGCUGAUGGUGCUGGUUUAUCAGUUCUGGCUAUAUCAGAAAUGGGUGUUUGCUAUUUUUGGUAUGGAAAAACUAUUGAUGACCUACACAAUGCCAAACCCACAAAAAUAUGCAUACCUUGUGAUGAUGGAGUUUCACGGAAAUACAAGGGAACAACUCCUAAUGUAUUUGCUGCAAAGCUACAAAGUGUUUCUGAGCCUGCAUGCGGCCACCUGUUUCUUGCUUAUGGGUUGCUUAUAAAGCCCACAUUUGACAAAGUUCAGGUGCACUCUGGUGCAGACAUGAAGUUAACUGUCUCGUUAGAUGGAAUACUUUUACCUGCUUCUCAGUCAAACAAAUUGAAAAAAGCGUCAAAUAUGAACAAUCAAGUUACUGCUCUUGAUUGGUCGAAUGCUGUUGGUGCAUUACCUCCUGUGGCUAAGAUAUAUGAUCAGCAUGAAGGAAAAAAUGCAGUAAUGCUAUCAGAAACCAAAGCAAAAGAUAAAGUCGGGCUAGACAAAGCCGCUCUAUGCAUGGAGGACCGUCUCAGAUCCUUAGGAAUACUUGGCAGCAGCGAUAAAGCACUUAACCAAACCAUGGAAUCAAAAAUGUUGAAGGGCAUCAAUCUGGAUGGAACUGCACCGAAUAAGAAGGUGAAGUCAACCAUCUCAUCUAUGGAACCUAAAGAUGCAAUCAGCUUAUUGAAGAGCUUAGUCGAUGUUUGGCUAUCGAGAUCUCACAACAGCAAGCAUGUCCUGCCCUGGAUAUCUUGCAUAUUAGUUUAUCAUGGCGAGUAUGUAAAAACUCAAGAUCCGAAACUUCUUGAUUCCGUGCACAAGAUCGCCAAUUUGAAAGAAUCAGCUAUGAACUCUUUAUUGCAGUUGUCCGGUCGUCUGCAGCUCGUAUCAGCACAGAUGAACAAGGCCUCGGACAACAAAAGUAUCGUCUUGCCACACGCCAUGGAAGAAGAUCAAAGCGAUGACAAUGAUGAAGAAGAAGCUGUUUAUGGCGUCGACGAUGAAGAUGAUUCUCAGACAAGCAGCGAUAGUGAUGAAUGAUUAAAUGCAUCUGCUGCUGCUGCAGCUGCAGCUGCAAUAGCCCUUACUAAAAAUUUUGUCCCGUGUGUCUUUUAUGUAUUUUCUUUCUUUGUAAUUUUUCGUAUGCAAACAUUAUUUAUUAAUCAAUCUAUUUCAACCUUAUGCUUCAAAAUCAAAUAAAAGCAAU